UUCUUAAGUUGCAAUUCCAAGGUAAUUCUCCAUUCCUUUUGAAUCCUUUUGAAGUUUUUACUUCCUCUUGCUCCACUGUCAUGCUUUAUUUCACCAUCAAAAGUGGUUGGAACCAUUAAGAAACCGUUCAUACUUUAGUAUUAUCAAAACUGUAGUGACAUUGAUGCAGUGGACUUUUUUAAUGUUUACUUUAUCAGAGGACUGGAAAAGUAAUGCUGGACCAAUUUAUACUACAUAUGUAGAUAAUAUGUAUUUGUGUUUUUAGAUCAUUCAUGAGACACAUGGGGCUCAAUCCUUGUCGAUGGGCGCGUGACACAAUGAGUCACACAAUUCAACAGGAUGCAACAUCCUGUGGGGCCUAUGCAUUGAAGUUUGCAGAGUGCAUCUUAGGUGGAUUCCCUUUGGAAUUUGACAAUUCCACAUCUGGUGUAAACACCCUAAGAGAGCGCAUUGCUGUCUCUCUUCUCGAGAAUACAGAUGACUUGAGCGACCUAUGCCAUGCCUGUGGGGAGCAGCAAGGGGACACUCUUUGGAUCGGAUGUGACAUCUGCCCAAGAUGGUAUCAUAAAAGCUGUGUAAAGUACCCACGCAGAGGCCGCAGGAAGUAUAUUUGUGCAGCAUGCAAGUAGGAACUGCAGCUACUAUUGGUAUAUUUGUAUGAGCAUAGA
Centropristis striata (black sea bass) is the source of this 668-nucleotide messenger RNA. RefSeq lists its product as uncharacterized. Bases 273 to 629 code for a protein of 118 amino acids. NCBI's taxonomy places the organism in Eukaryota, Metazoa, Chordata, Actinopteri, Perciformes, Serranidae. Gene Ontology annotation, biological process: proteolysis. Gene Ontology annotation, molecular function: cysteine-type peptidase activity. The record is from RefSeq and is a predicted model, not a curated record. The transcript is spliced from 4 exons.